GAGCUAUAAAUAAGAAACCUUUUGCCGCUUACAUUUUCAUCUGCGUAGCAUUCCAUUUCUUUCAUUAACGUGACCUUCGAGAGCUUCUUCCAUGGCUUCAACAUCUGAGAAGAAGGUUAGUAGUUACUACAUACCCGAUGACAUUGCUUUCUCUAUUCUCUCUAAACUUCCUAUUAAAUCUCUCAAGCGUUUUUUUUGUGUUCGCAAAUCAUGGUCUCUUUUAUUUGAAAACCCUAAUUUCAUCUACAUGUUUCACAACAAUUUCCUAUCCAAAUCCCAUUCACUCUACGAUGAUGUUUCUAUCAUUCUAAACCAGUUUGCGAGUCCUGAUUUUCAUUGGAAUUUGUAUUUGCUCUCUGGUGAGAAGUUGGAGAGUAAGGUUAAAUUGGAUUUUCCACCUCCUUUUCACAUUCAACAAAAUGGUGUUACACUUACUCGUAUUUUAAGUUCUGCUAUUAAUGGCAUUCUUUGUAUAUAUGACUGUGAUAAUCAUACCAAGGCUAUAUUAUGGAACCCAGCUACUAAGGAAAUUAAGGUCAUUCCUCCUAGUCUUGGUGAAUUUUCACCUGAGUUUAGAACUGUUUUUACUCUUCAUGGAUUUGGCUAUGACCAUGUUAGUGAUGACUAUAAAGUUAUUCAACAUGUGAGUUAUUUUGUAUUUGAUGGAGGUCCUUGGGAUAAUGUGAUACCCGACCCUUUUUGGGAGAUAUAUAGCCUAAAAAGAAACUCGUGGAGGAAACUCGAAUUUUUUACACAACCUCGUUACUAUGAUAUAGAUACUGAAGUCUACUUGAAUGGGGUGUGUCAUUGGUUGGGGAAAACAAUUGAUAAAACACAUGUGGUGUCAUUUGACUUGUGCAAUGAGGUGUUCUUUUUUACACCUUCACCAUUAGAAGAUGUGCAUGAUGAUUUUGAUGUUCAUCUAGUGGGAUUAAAUGGGAAUGUUGCUAUGAUAUCAAAUUAUAAAAAUACUUCGUCUUUUCACAUAUCUAUUUUGGGUGAACUCGGUGUCAAAGAAUCAUGGAUUAGACUCUUCGAUGUUGGGCCCUUGUCUAGUAUUGACCAUCCUAUUGGAACAGGGAAGAAGGGCAAUAUAUUCUUCAGAAAAGAAAAUGAUGAACUAGUUUGUUUAGAUUUAACAACUGGGGUGAUUGAGGAGAUUGGUUUUAAAGGAGAAAAGUUAUGGUGUCAGAUGGUAGUUUACAAGGAAAACCUUCGUCCAAUUAGAUGAGUAAACAAUUAAUUGCUUUUGCAGCGUAUGUGUGAAGUUUUCAACCAUGAGGUUUAUGUGUCUAGUUCUUAGAAUUUAAUAAUCUUAUCCCAAGGUGAACUUUAUCAAGUUAUUUAUAUGCAAAUUGGCUUGUCAAUUGCCCAUAUUAAAUGCAUUAUCAAGUAUAAGACAAAGAAGCAUUUGUCUUGCUUUACCAGUUUUAUUUCAAUGCUUGACUUGUUCUAUGGCUUAUUGUUCUGGUUUCUAUUUCUAUUGUAUGAAUGGGAUCUUCUCUUUAUUCAAUGUUCUAUAUAGCUUUUAGCCUGUUGUUAAGUUA
Cicer arietinum (chickpea) is the source of this 1547-nucleotide messenger RNA. RefSeq names its product F-box/kelch-repeat protein At3g06240-like. Lineage: Eukaryota; Viridiplantae; Streptophyta; Magnoliopsida; Fabales; Fabaceae. Gene Ontology annotation, molecular function: protein binding. The record is from RefSeq and is a predicted model, not a curated record.